This is a messenger RNA of Cladocopium goreaui, 1550 nucleotides long. The record is from the annotation of a GenBank genome assembly. NCBI's taxonomy places the organism in Eukaryota, Dinophyceae, Suessiales, Symbiodiniaceae.
CCCAAACGUUUUGCCUGUCCCUUGCCUUGCAGCGCCAAUUUGGCUUGGUGGGCCUCGCAGAGGCGAUGGCCUUUCCUCCAGCGCCAGCCCUUUUUCCGCCGGCAUCCACAGUGCCUGGCGCAGGCGCAGCAGGUUUGCCAACAAUGAAUCCAGCCUUGAUUCAGCAGCAACAGCAGCAGCAAUACCUGCAGUACAUGAUGAUGGUGCAAGCCCAGCAAUCCGCGGCCGCUGCUAAUGGGGCGACAGCGAAUGGGGCGACGGAUCAACAGCUGCUUCAGCAGCAGCUGCUCCACUCUCUUUCGACCUCGACCGAGAAGCCCAAAGCUGCCCUGGUGGACUUGGAGAACGAGCCGGUGAAGGUCAAUGGGACCUCCAAGGCACCUCCCAAGGGGAAGAAGAAGAGCAGCUCUAGCGGGUCCCGCAGCCGAAGCAGUAACAAAAAAAAGCGAAGUCGAAGUCGAAACAAGAGGAGACGCAGUUCCAGCUCCAGCAGUAGCCGGAGCCGCAGCCGGUCGAAUCGAAACAAAGGUCGCCGGAGCACUAGCCGCAGACGGCGCAGCCCCAGCCGUCGUGGCCGCAGCCCACCGGCGCGGAGCUUUGGCACCGGCUUUGCCGCUGGAGGCCACGGUGGCGGUGGUCCACGCUUUGGUGGCGGUAAAGGCUUCCCUCAUGGAGGAGGAGGAGGAGCUCGGGAACCGCUGCCGGACUUCAAGGCGCCCAGUGGCCCUGCACCUGCGAGCCUCGCAGCUUUGAAGCCGCCACCUUCCAUGGCUGAUCUCAAUGCCGACCCUAACGCACACAACAGUGGCAGCACGGUUCAAGAUCAGGAGAUCAAGGUCAUUGACUCCAGAGGGCAGAUGCUGCCUCAGUUUCCACGCUAUGCGACUUUUCAGGAGGCGCCAUUUUGCUCGUCCAUCCAAGCUGAUCUGCAGAAGGCCGGCUUUCCAGCGCCCUCGCAGAUUCAGCAGUACUCCUGGCCACUUGCAAUGCAGGGCUAUGAUGUGAUUGGUGUGGCAGCCACAGGAAGCGGAAAGACGCUGGCCUUCUUGCUGCCCGCCUUCCAUUUUCUGAUCGAGAGACAGGUCCGCGCAGGAGAUCCUCAUUUUCUGGUGAUGGCACCAACUCGAGAGCUUGCUGUGCAGAUCGAAGAGGAAGCGGUGAAGUUUGGCAGGGCCAGCGGCAUUCGAACGUGCUGCUGCUAUGGGGGAGCUCCCAAGGGACCUCAGGCCAUGUCCCUGCGGGACGGCGUGCAUGGCGUCAUUGGAACUCCGGGCCGAAUCAAUGACUUCCUGGAGGGUAUGCAGGUCCGCCUUCAAGAUGUGAACAAGCUGGUGCUGGAUGAGGCAGAUCGCAUGCUUGACAUGGGCUUUGAACCGCAGAUCCGCAAAAUCCUUGCGAAGAUCACCAAUCCACAACGGCACACCAUGUUCUUUACUGCCACCUGGCCCAUGAGCAUCCGACGCCUUGCCGCGGAGUUCCUGAGAAAUCCGGUCACUUGGAGUCUCCCAAAUGUGUGGGUGACGCCUGAAGGUGAGAAAUGGGAGUGGUGA